Messenger RNA from Pollicipes pollicipes, 1478 nucleotides. Its product is annotated as cubilin. The record is from RefSeq and is a predicted model, not a curated record. Lineage: Eukaryota; Metazoa; Arthropoda; Thecostraca; Pollicipedomorpha; Pollicipedidae. Bases 1 to 930 code for a protein of 309 amino acids. The transcript has 7 exons.
AUGGCUUACGAGGCGGCUCUGGCCGGCGGAGUGGGUCUGGCCCGAGAGGCGGGUCUGGGCUGGGAAGCAGUCGCUUGGCGCCUGCCCGGCCCGACCACUGACAGCCGUCUCCGGGAAGGUGAAGAGGUGACCCGGUACUGCUCCGAGGUACUGACGUCACAGCACGGCUACCUCAGCAACCCGGGCUACCCGCACUACUACCCGGGCGACCUCAACUGCUCGUGGCACAUCCGGGUGGACGAGGGACAGCGGCUGCGGAUCAGGGUACACGACCUGAGCGUCAGAGGGGUGCGGCAGGGCACCGCCGGCUGCACCGACUUCCUGCGCGUGGCCGAGGGCCGCCGCCUGCUGUCGCUCGACUGCGGUGACCUGGAGCGGCCGCUGGUGCUGACCUCGCGCGGCCCCGAGGUCACCGUCACGCUGUGGGGCGAGGGUCAGCCGCUGUACCCGCACAGAGGCACGCUCGUCCAGUACACCGCCGUGGGCUGUCCGUCGCCGUCUCCGCCGCGGGACGGCUACAGUGUACACCGCAACGCCACCCACGCGCACUUCUCGUGCUGUGUCAACUUCGUGUUCGCCGACACGCUGAAGAAGGACCGGCUGCUGCGCUGCGUGGACGGACACGGCUGGAACGACUCGCUGCCGCGCCAGUGCAUUGAUGUCCGGAUAUUGAUGGAGUUUGCGAACGCCACGGUGCGUCGCAUUCUGGAGCAGAAUCUGGUGACGCCGCGGCCGGAGGUUCGACCGGUACUGCAGCGCGGCGGCAGCAUGUUCGUCGAUACCAUUCUUCCAAGCAUUAUUAUGGUCGUCUUGAUACUCGGCAACUGCGUAAUUGUUGCGAUUAUAAUGAAAUAUAGGAAGCGGGACCGACCGACCCCGCCCUCCCGCGAGCUGGUGGAUCUCAGUGAGCCAGACCCGGACUCGGUGUAGCCGGGCCCGCCUCGACCCUGGCCCGCGCCUGGCCGCGCCACCUCACAGCCAGCCUGGGGGGCCGGCUGGCCAGCCCGGGGCUCUGCCCGGAUGCCGGGUGGUGUGGCAGGACCGGAGACGGCAGCAGCCGGCGUCGCCGUGUGGCCGGCACGAGCCGCACCGCCCUGCGCCCACCCAGCGACCGACAGACGUCACGCACCAGCGGCGCUCCCCAGAGUUCCAGGGGAGCGCACUCACCACUGCCAGAACCGCGCCGCCGGGGACCACUGCGGCCAAUCCGCUGUUCAUGCGCCGGCGUAUUUUCUGCGUUCAUUAAUUUAUCUCGCGAGUUUUACGCACGCUUUAAUGACCAUUAUCGUGUUAUGUUAUUUUAUUGGUAGCGUUGAAUCAACUGUGGUCGCUGCUUUGGGCUACGUUUAGAUGAGUGUGAGACGCGGGCUUCUAGGUGGCAGCCGGCCGCGAUGCAGAUGCGUAGCCAGCACCGACGGUUGGCCCGAGAUCGCCAGACACGGAGUCGCCUUGUGAGUGUCUGUGAUGACCUGACCGCG